CCAGACUUGUCUUCUUCCUCUCAGCCACCGCGUUGCUACGGUUGCGUGUGUUGUCACCACAAAAACAAAACAGAAACAAUCAUACAAUCAAACAUAAUGGACUGGUUCGAACAAGUAUUUGGUUUUCGGGAAGAGGGAGGCUUCGAGGAGGUCAAGUCGAAGUUUGCAAUCUCGCGAGAGGAUGAUGGCAACAUUCUCCUUUCGACGGCGGCUCCUGGUACCAAACGCAAACCCAAACGUACCUUUCAUGUCGGGCGCUUUGACACGCCCACCCUGUCCGAGCUACGGGACAAGGCAGGACGAUCCUCAUGUCCGGCCGAUAACAAGCGCAAGCGCAAAGAUGGUCUCACCUUUCAGCACAUUAUCGGAGAUGUGGAUGCUUUGCAUAGAGCACAGGAGAAUCAAGGAGCCGUCUUUCAAGCUGCCAGUCAAUUCAAUUGUCUCGAAAUGAUCCAUCCCAGCAUCACACGAGAAAUGGGCAUCACUCGCUAUGCACACGAUUACACUCAGGGACCAGCCUGCGCUAUGGUAUGUCCUGCUGGGACCCUCUACCGAAAUUACUUUGCAGAACCAAUGAAUACCCUCCAAGAUGUGGGCAAAGUCCUGGGCAAUCAUGACAUCAGUAAAAAGAAGCCUAUGUAUUGGAAAAUCAAAAAUGGAUACGCUCUGGCUGCAAAGAAGGAUUCCAUCAAGACACUCUCCCAGAAACUACAGGAAAAUGACGGACUGAUCGACAAGGCCAUGGCACAGCUGCGAGUGGGUGUACACUGGAAUACCGAAGUGGAUCAAGGCACCCAUAAUAACAGCGACAACAAUCAACAACGAGUGGCGCAGGUGUACUGUUCCGCCUUGCCCAUUGCCUAUGACAUUACGGCUUCCGAUGCGGAUUGGAGCCACUUUGCCCAGUUGGUUUUGGAUGGAUCCUACGAGGCCACCUUGGCGGUGGCAGCCGUUUUAGCCAAGGAGCGAAACAAGCGAGUGAAGGUCUAUCUGACCAUGCUGGGAGGAGGAGCGUUUGGAAACCGAGUAGAAUGGAUUCGACAAGCCAUACAACGCGCUCUUCGCCUGUAUCAAGACUCGAUGCUAGAUGUUUACCUGGUUCACUACAAGAAACUUUCUCCUGAUUAUUCCGACUUGACUGUUUGAAAUGAUGGGACGACUUUUGAAAGCACAAGAUACAGCAACAGGUCAGGUCGCGAUUAAGAGGACCCCCAAGCCACCAGCUUCGCUAGCCAGAGACAAAUAUUAUCCGUUGUUCUAUUGAAUAGUCUUUCCUCUUUCAACGAAGCAAGCAACCGUGCGUUCUUUCUCGUGCAGUACUGUAUCAUGCGGUUUGAUGUCUCCGUGUUUGAAUACAGGCCACCGUUGUGGGUUGCUUUUCGGCCAAAGCCCUGAACAUUCGGCUCGCGCUGGCUAUUUUGUCAUGGCUUUUUGCCAGGUCUCAAUAGUCUAACCUACCUCCAGGUUUGGGGAAUUGCUGUGACACAGAGGAUACUGUAGUAAUUGGGCUCCUAGAAUAUUUUUCAUGCAACCAUU
Seminavis robusta is the source of this 1536-nucleotide messenger RNA. Lineage: Eukaryota; Bacillariophyta; Bacillariophyceae; Naviculales; Naviculaceae. The record is from the annotation of a GenBank genome assembly.